Diorhabda sublineata is the source of this 1248-nucleotide messenger RNA. It is a transcript of the gene otp, whose product is annotated as homeobox protein orthopedia. The transcript has 5 exons. Lineage: Eukaryota; Metazoa; Arthropoda; Insecta; Coleoptera; Chrysomelidae. Bases 40 to 972 code for a protein of 310 amino acids. Gene Ontology annotation, biological process: neuron differentiation; regulation of DNA-templated transcription. The record is from RefSeq and is a predicted model, not a curated record. Gene Ontology annotation, molecular function: DNA-binding transcription factor activity, RNA polymerase II-specific; DNA binding.
ACAGUGCAGUGCGUCAAAUUUGGAGAGCAUCCUGAAAACAUGCUGAACAAUCUAGGCCCUGUCGGUAUCAAAGAGAUGUGCGGUGAAGAUAUAAAAAGACACCAAGGGGAUUUGAAAAUCCUGGAGCAACCACGGCUUGGUUCAUUAUGCGACAGCGGCCUCUCGGGCAUCGGCGGUUCAAUCAGCAACGGUUCAAACGAUGGUGAUAAGCCGUCGAAACAAAAACGACACAGAACUAGAUUCACUCCGGCACAACUCAACGAAUUGGAACGUUGCUUUUCAAAAACGCAUUAUCCGGAUAUAUUUAUGAGAGAAGAAAUAGCUAUGAGAAUUGGACUUACUGAAUCCAGGGUACAGGUUUGGUUUCAAAACCGACGGGCGAAAUGGAAAAAGAGGAAGAAGACUACAAACGUUUUCCGAACUCCAGGUGCCCUCUUACCUUCUCAUGGACUUCCUCCUUUCGGUGCUAUGGGUGAUGGUUUGUGUGGUUCAAGUAUGUUUAGUACGUCGGAGUCGAGAUGGGGUGUUGCUGGUAUGGCAACAGGAUUGGGACAGUUGAGCCAAAGUUCAAUGAGUGGAUUCGGUCAAUCACUGGGCCAAUUAAACCAAAGUUCCGGCCUGAGUCCGGCAUUACCUAUAAGUAGUUCUAGUACAGUGUAUCAAGCACAUUAUGGUCUCAAUUCGCUAGGUGACAGUAUGAUGACAUACUGCAACAGCGGCGGCGGCGGAAGCGGUAGCGGUGGCACGGGUGGCUCUCCGACUCCCCAAAUUCCAUGUUCAAACGCCGCCACUCCGCCAGUAGCUGCUGGCGCCUCCCCCAACGGUGGGGGUGGCGGUGGUGGUGAGGAGGACGACGUCUGGCGCGGUCAUAGCAUCGCGGCGCUCAGGCGUCGAGCGUCCGAACUUAAUGCCACCAUUCCGUCUUACCUACAAAUCAACUACGACGCGCAUAAUAACGCAUCUGUAUACUAGUGUUGUCUCGUUUUUUUUUAUAUAUAUAUAUAGUCUUUUUCUUACUUACAUAUUUCAAGUGUACAUGGAAUGUUUUUUUAUUUUCAAUGAGAAAGUUGUUUGUGCAAUAUAAAGUUGUUAUAUUGGUUAGUCAUCUAAGUGCUGAAAGUCUUUUUGAAAAGAUCUUUCACUUUAAAUUAUCAUUAUUUAAAUAAUAAAAGCAUUUGCCUCGCGUUGGCGACAGAAACACCAUUAUUAAGAAUAAGUUGCGAAAUUCAAUAGUGCAGUUUUUGGUAA